Rhinolophus ferrumequinum (greater horseshoe bat) is the source of this 726-nucleotide messenger RNA. It is a transcript of the gene IL36B, whose product is annotated as interleukin 36 beta. Gene Ontology annotation, biological process: positive regulation of T cell differentiation; inflammatory response to antigenic stimulus; cellular response to lipopolysaccharide. Gene Ontology annotation, molecular function: cytokine activity. Bases 44 to 535 code for a protein of 163 amino acids. The record is from RefSeq and is a predicted model, not a curated record. The transcript has 4 exons. NCBI's taxonomy places the organism in Eukaryota, Metazoa, Chordata, Mammalia, Chiroptera, Rhinolophidae.
UACCUUGUCCUCUUUACUGGCUUCAGAGAGCCCUGAAGCCAGCAUGGACACCCCACAAAAGGUGGAAAUUCCAGAAUCCCAUAGAAUUCGUGAUUCUCUACAGAUGGUGUGGGUCCUGAAGGGAAACACUUUAUUCUCAGUUCCUUUCAGCAGCAACGUCGAACCUGUGACUAUUUGCUCAGUACCGUGCACAGACACAGAGUCCCACGAUGAACAAAAGGGCAGCCUGAUAUACCUGGGACUCAAGGGUGUCGACCUCUGCCUCUUCUGUGCGGAAAUUCAGGGCCAUCCGACUUUGCAGCUUAAGGAGAAGAAGAUCAUGGACCUGCAUGAGGAAAAGAGUGCACAAAAGCCCUUUCUGUUUCUACGAGGCAUCGAGGGCUCCACUUCCACUUUCCAGUCAGUGGCCUACCCUGGCUGGUUCAUAGCCACUUCCUCCACGGUAGGACAGCCUGUCAUCCUCACCAACGAGAGGGGCAAAACCUACAACACCAAUUUCUAUUUCAGCCCUGAGGAGUUAAUCAGGCCUAGGUAGUGGGUGCUGGUUCCAGGAAAAGGGUCAAGCAUCCAGAGAACCUUCUGUCUGAAAACAGUAGGUCGUCUUGAGACCACACAGCCCUAGUGCCCGUCUGCCGCCCACCUUGUGCUGAUUGCCCUAACCACCUCCUCGAGACGUGCACUUGUGCGCCAUGUGCCCCCCUUGAAUGUUGUCCCCGUGUGAAACUU